Metarhizium album ARSEF 1941 is the source of this 444-nucleotide messenger RNA. RefSeq lists its product as uncharacterized. NCBI's taxonomy places the organism in Eukaryota, Fungi, Ascomycota, Sordariomycetes, Hypocreales, Clavicipitaceae. The transcript is spliced from 4 exons. The record is from RefSeq and is a predicted model, not a curated record. Bases 1 to 444 code for a protein of 147 amino acids.
AUGUUGCUGCAGAAGCACUUGCAGGGCGCCAAGAGCAUCCGCAUCACCCAGGUCGAGCUCGAGCCGCGUCCAGCCGUGACGGCCUUCAAGUACGACAAGAAUCCCAUGUUGGAGACCAUCUUUGCCGUGGCUGUUCUUGGAUGCCUCUGGAACUGCGGUUUUGUCGUCCAAGCAACUCGUACCGUCUUAUCCAACUUGGGCAAGGUGAGCGAUGGCAUGGACAUUCUGUUGACCGUUCUCUGGGUGGCUUCCGUGCCCGGCAUGGUCACGUCGUAUGUCUACUCAAAGGACAACUUUACCAUUUCCAAAGGCAAAAAAUUUGAUCAUGUAAGAGUGGCUGCCAUGUGGUCGACCGUUCUUGGUUUCCUUCCCCAGUUCUACAUUGUCAUGCACUCCGCUACUCGUUGGUCCUGCAUUGGCGGCCGUACAAACUACGUGGUAUAG